Molecule: messenger RNA, 2304 nt
Organism: Fusarium odoratissimum NRRL 54006
Lineage: Eukaryota; Fungi; Ascomycota; Sordariomycetes; Hypocreales; Nectriaceae
Exons: 4
Coding region: 1-2304 (767 amino acids)
Biological process (GO): post-transcriptional tethering of RNA polymerase II gene DNA at nuclear periphery; protein import into nucleus; RNA export from nucleus
Cellular component (GO): nuclear pore; nuclear pore cytoplasmic filaments
Molecular function (GO): structural constituent of nuclear pore
Source: RefSeq, a predicted model, not a curated record
AUGUCUGAAUUUGGUAAGAAGCCUUUCGGACAAUGGCAACAGCUACCGACCGGCUUUGACGCAUUUGGAUCAAACAUUCACAACUCCAACCAUCCUGUCAGUUCGCUUGGACCCAGGUUGUCCAGCUCGGCGCCCACAAUCCCGCCCACAACAACCGGCACUGGCUGGCUUGAGCAUCACAGUAACACACAAGGGUUGACUGCACUCAGCGAUCCUGGCACAAGUAAUGUCACAAAUCAUGCCGACUCGACCGGGUUUGGGGGCGGGUUCUUCGGUUCAAGCGCAAAGAAGACGAGCUUCAGCACAGGAAUGAGCCCAAGUACAGCCGGGUUUGGCUCAAAUGCUUGGACAAGAUUCAGGACCCCUACCACCUCCGUUUUCAGCGCUCCGAGUCAGUCUUUUGGUGGUUGGGCCUGGGGAAUCCCUGCCACGGAUACUUCAAAGCAGCCAUUCUCCCCAUUUGUUGAAAGUGAGCUAGGCAACAGGCAGAAGAGUUCCUAUCAAAAUGUUUGCUUCCAAGGUCCAUACAAGAGCUUCUCCCAGGAGGAGCUGAGGCUUGCAGAUUAUGCCCUCGGCCACCGGUACGGUCUAUCAUUUAGGUUCAGCGGCCCAAGUUUUGGAACCGGUUUUGGAACAUCAAUGCAGAGAAGUGCUUCUGGUCCACCUCAGACAUUUGGAAUCGGCUCCCAACAGGGUGCGUUUGGCACUGGUUUUGGAUCCGCUACUACCACCACUUCGCCCCUGGCCCCAAGUCAACAACAAGCACAAGGAUCGACAUCUUUUGCUGAAGCACAAAAGCCAAGCAGUAGCCAGCCGCCUACCGGAUCUAUCUUUAGGACAGAUUCGAGCACUGCUCCUAAUCCAUUUGCAUCAGCAGCUACCCAAGUAUCCGCUCUUUCAGGACCCUUAAGCACAAGUCAAAGACCUUGGGUUACUGACAGGUACUCGACUACUCAGGCUUGGCAGCAGGCAACACAACUCCCUAGCACAGAGAUGCCAGUUGGUAGAGUUCAAGUUCCUCAACCAUUCGGUCAACAGACUCAAUAUGAACAGACUGGCAAUCUUUAUUACCAGGUUCCUGGAAGGCCUUCUAGUGACAUAAGGCUCAUUCAGCAACCAUUACAAGAUGAUAGUCGUGCAACCAUUCAACCACAGUUGGUCGCCAAAAUUGACGAAAUUACUGCCUACGGACCACCUUGGUUAUUCUUGACGACAGAGGAGAAGCAGCAACAGCAGGACGAAGGCCCGCUGGCCGUGCGGCGGGCAAGCAAGGGUAAACCCAGAAGCCAAUCCGUACCCGCUGGCUUUUCUUUUAGAAGCCCUAGAUUGGCACCUUGUGAUAUGUCCCCAGGCUCUCCUAGGUCCAGCUUUCGUCAUGCUUUGUAUCCCGCGUCAUACCCAGUCAAAAGAACACUUCUGAGCUCCGACUGGAUGGGACCUCCAGACCUAGGCCAUGAACUAACCAGGAGCCCAUCUAGAAGAGGCUCUGACCAACGUCGCACCAGCGAAGACACAAUAUCAACCGGCGGCCAUAGAAAGGGCUUUAACAUAGUCGAGAAAUCCUUCUCACAGAUCUCUAAGCAGCUAAAGACACUCGAGAUUGAUCAAGACCGAGGCCGAGAUCUAUUCGCGAGUUCUUCUAAACGCAGAGGUCAAAAAGAGAGUAUCGGCACAACGGCAUUAACUGGCAUUGCCAACCCCGGUAGGGAAGGAGGGGCAAAGAGCCGAACGCCAGGUACUACGACUGAAACCAGCGAACAUACUAGUAGUCCACCCAGCCCAGGUAACACUGGUAAUAUCAGAUCACGAAGCGGAUGUGGAACAAAACAAAACGAUGAAAGUACAGCGGCCGAUUCCCAGCGCGGAGAAGACCUUCUGGCUAUGGACAAAGACCAGCGCAAAAGGGUGACAGACUUGACCAUUGGCCGGGAGAACGUUGGUGUCAUUCGCUUCAAACAUCCAGUUGACUUUACGGGCAUUGACCUUGAGAGUUUGCUCGGUGGUCUUGUCAUACUUGAAAGUCGAUCAGCAACGGUCUACCCCGACUCCUUUGGACUCAAACCCCCUCCUGGCGAGGGCCUUAAUGUUCCUGCUUCAAUUUCCUUGGAAAGUCCGUGGCCUCGAAAGAAGACAAACAGAGAAGAUCUAUCGGAGGAUGAGGCCAGGCGUCAAGUUGCGAGCCAUAUUGAGCGACUGAAACGCGUUGCGGUAACAAGUUUUGAGAGUUAUAGCGAGGAGGACGGAACCUGGACGUUCUCAGUCAAUCAUUUCUCGACCUACAACCAAGUCAUGUGCAAUAAUUAA